Messenger RNA from Venustampulla echinocandica, 783 nucleotides. RefSeq lists its product as uncharacterized. Lineage: Eukaryota; Fungi; Ascomycota; Leotiomycetes; Helotiales; Pleuroascaceae. The coding region runs from base 1 to 783 and encodes 260 amino acids. The transcript is spliced from 2 exons. The record is from RefSeq and is a predicted model, not a curated record.
AUGGCCAACCGAAAAGAUUCGGCUUCCAAGCCCGUCAUUGUCAUCGUUCCUGGCUCAUUCUCCCCAGCCUCGCUUUACCAAAACAUCAUUGACGAGCUCCAGGCCGCAGGCUAUGAAGCAACCACCAUCGAUCUUCCAACCGUCGGGGACAGUAAGAAGGCAUCCGGAGUGACAUUGAAUGAUGAUGCCGUCGCCAUUCAAGGCGUCCUCGCAGAAUUCGCCGAUGAGGGCAAAGAUAUUAUCUUGGUCACCCACUCAUAUGGCGGUAUUGCAGGAGCCGAGGGUGCUAAAGGGUUUGCAAAGAAGGAUCGAGAGGCGGGUGGAAAGAAAGGCGGCAUCGUUCGUAUGGUCUACGUUACUGCUCUCGUGGCACAAGUGGGACAGUCUUUGACGGACGUCAUGGCCCCUUACGCUCCUUCCCAACUGCAGGUAAAGGAUGGCCACAUGACCCUCGAUCCACUCCCGAAUACUCGUGCUUGUUUCCCAGAACUCUCUGAAACGGAAGGUCUCAAAUGGACUGCAAGGAUGCCAGGACACUCUGCCACCAGCUUUACAGACAAAGCUACAUAUCCCGCCUAUAAGUUUAUUCCAAUGUCGUACAUGCUCUGCGAAACAGACUUAGUCAUUCCUCCCAAGUACCAGAGAAGUAUGGUGGAAAUGGUGGAAAAGGAAAGUGGAAGACCGGUAGACGUUCACUCUUAUGCUAUUGGACACGCUCCCAACGUGACUAUGCCAGAAGCUAUGGUGGAGACAAUUCGACGUGCGGCCGGUGAGGUGCUUUGA